AUGACUAAUUUCAAACGAACCAAGAGAAGUAAUACAUUUGAUUGUAAUAAAGACGGUUUUUCUGGAAAUGUUGUAUUAUCGAGUUCAGUAGUUCACGAUGAAUUAAUGGCGACAGAUUUGAGGGUUGAUGCUCCAGAAAUGGCUAGCUCCCCCCUGAUAAACUCUGAAAACGUGGUGUUAGCCAGCUCCUCUAAUGGGGUUGAAGCUCCAGAAAUGGCUAGCUCCCCCUUGAUAAGCACUGAAAACGUGUUGUUGGUUAGCUCCUCUUGUUUGAUGGAUGCUCCAAGUAGCGAUGAUUCGGCGGAAUCUGUAAAUGUUUCACCCAAUCGCGAAGAAAAUCUAUUUCUCAUUGAUGAUUCAGCGAAAUCACAGUCAAAUGAUGAAAAGAUGAUUUCAUUUAGCGAUUACGCCAAAUUGUCCAGACAAAUGGAGAAACUGAAAAAAGAGAAUAGAAAACUCCGUCGAUUGAUUCCUCGAGAAACACCUUCUUCUUCUCGAUUAGAAGGAGCUGUAGAGAUUGCUGUGAGAGCGUUCGAUAAACUCAAAUUGAAAGAAUUUUCUAAUUUGAAGAAUUGUGAAUCUCGCAACGCGAGAUUGAAGGCACUGGUGAAAAUUAGCCAAUUGAUAGCUGGGGAAACAAAUUUGAAUAGUUUCUAUGUGUCGUUUGCACGUUUCAGCAGAUCCAACAACUUCCCAUGGUCGCAAUCAAUCACAGCGGAAGAAAGUCUACACCUUAAAACGUACUUAAACAUGAGUGAUAGAAGUUAUGGACGGCUGAAACGUGCAAUGAAAACAUAUACAAGUUUUGACACACUUGCGCCUCUGGCAAAAGUGAGGAAAGCUGGUGAUGAUAUGGGAGUUGUGAAUGAAUAUGAAAUAGAAAGAAAAGAGAAUAACACCGCCGAAAUAACUAUCAAAAAUGUUCAGAUGUCACUAAACAAGCGUUGUCAGAAUCUGUUUAAUGCCGGUGUUCUAGACAAUACAAAUACACCUAUCAACCUCACUAUUAUGGGUGAUAAGGGUGGAAAAUCUACUAAAGUAGUGAUUGCAAUAGGAGAAGGGAAAAACACCAAUUCACCAGACAAUUUAUUAAUUUUGAAAAUGUAUUAUGGAGACGAUAAAUAUGCAGAGUUGAGGGAGAAACUUGAAGAUGUUGGAGAGCAGUUGAGUCGCCUGAAAACAAUCUCAUAUACUGACAAUAACGGAACAGUCAUAGAAAAAGAGAUAGUAUUUUUCUUAACGGGAGACGUGAUGUUUUUGUGUGCUUGUUUUGGACACACUGGCCCUUCCUCUACCUAUCCUUGUGUGAUCUGUUAUUAUUCGAAGAGUAGCUGUAAUGGAUUAUUGAAAAUGGGAGAAUGGGAUAUUAAUGAUGUUUGUAACAUGAGGAAUUAUGAGUUAGAUUCUCAAAAUGGUAGUUUCAAUGUGAAACAAGGUUGGAAACCUAUUUUUCCAUUUAUAAAACCUCAAUAUAUCAUCCCACCAUUACUUCAUAUUAUAAUGGGGAUAUCUGAUAAGUUCAUAUACAGAAAUCUUGUAAAAAUGGCAAGUAUUGCCGACAGUUUCACGCCAGAAGAAGUGGACGUUCUUAUGAAAUCAAUGAAACGAACUUCUGCUAUAAACAGUUUGAACGACAAAGUGAAUUUAGAACAAGAAUGGCUUGACUCCUAUGCCAGGGAUAUAAGAAAUGUUGAAACUAUUCGAAAUACAUGGAAUUCUAUUUACACUUCUAAGGUUUUCCGUACCAGCACUGACAAGUGUGAUGCAAAUUUCUGCAUUUUCAAGGAAUUGGUUUCUAACGGCUACAACAAUGUUCCGUAUAUGUGUAAAUGUAGCAGCUGUGGAUUAGAGCUUCAUGCCGAAUGCUGCGGUAUAAUUAAAGAUUCUCAAAAAGCCAUGAUAUCAGCUAAUUCUCAUUCAGUUGUAUGCUAUAAGUGCAAUGGAUUUACAAAAGUCUCUCAUAUACGAAAAAUCGUGGAAUCUCACUAUUCAGAACUUUCUAUUCUACAUCAAAAGCAGUUGGCCUAUGUCGAAAAGUUGAAGUCCAGUUUGGAAUCUGUAUCUUCCAAUCUACCUCCUUCCGGACCGUGUGCUACUGCAUUUGAAGACGUUCUUUACAAAGAUCUGAAGCUAAUUAGAAAGUCCUACCAUGGUGGUUGUUUCAAUGGAAACGAUACCUACAAAAUGUAUCGCCCGGAAAAUAUCGACAAGAUCCUCAAAGUUUUCGAAAACACCCCUAAUCUUCAGUUUUCCGAAUACAAAAAAGAGAUUGAAUCUUUGAGAAAAAUGAUGAAACAUCUCGGUUCUAUUAUGUCAUAUUCGUCUACUCAAAAUUUAACAUCUGCUCAGCAAUUGGACUUAUCGAUCACAUUGCAAAGCUUUCUUAUUGAAUUAAGAACUGCGUAUCCUGACAUGACGGUCACUCCUAAAUUACAUAUUCUUGCCUCUCACGUUAUUCCAUUCAUAGAAAAGUUCGGCGUGUGGGGUAAAACUUCUGAGCAGUCUAUCGAACACUUCCACCGCUUACUUGCUAGACUAGAAAGACAAUUUGAGCAGGUACCUGACAUCAUAACCAGAUACAAGUGUAUCUUACUUUCACAUAGUCUUGAGAACCUCCGCCAUGACACACUUUUUAAGUCAUGA
Messenger RNA from Caenorhabditis remanei, 2643 nucleotides. RefSeq lists its product as uncharacterized. Lineage: Eukaryota; Metazoa; Nematoda; Chromadorea; Rhabditida; Rhabditidae. The record is from RefSeq and is a predicted model, not a curated record. The transcript has a single exon. Bases 1 to 2643 code for a protein of 880 amino acids.